AUGGUUAGAGUCGGUCCAGAUACUUAUAAACGAUUACAAAAUGAUGCUUCCUGUAUCAGGAAUAUAUGUAUAGUUGCACAUGUGGAUCAUGGUAAAACAUCACUUUCGGAUUCUUUAUUAGCAUCAAACGGUAUCAUUUCGCAAAGACUGGCCGGUAAAAUACGUUAUUUAGAUUCCAGACCAGAUGAGCAAGUACGUGGUAUUACAAUGGAAUCAUCUGCUAUUUCCUUGUAUUUCAGAGUCUUACAUAAGCAAGAAGGCACGGAUGAGCCAUUGGUCAAUGAACAUUUGAUCAAUUUAAUUGAUUCACCAGGUCAUAUUGAUUUUUCAAGUGAGGUAAGUGCAGCAUCUAGAUUAUGUGAUGGUGCUGUAGUUCUUGUAGAUGUAGUAGAAGGUGUGUGUUCUCAAACUAUUACUGUAUUGAGACAAUGUUGGGUCGAGAAAUUGAAACCAGUUUUGGUUUUAAACAAGAUGGACAGACUAAUUACAGAACUUCAAAUGACUCCUCAGGAGACUUAUCUCCAUUUGAAUAAGAUAAUAGAACAAGUUAAUUCCGUCUUGGGUUCUUUCUUCGCUGGUGAAAGACAGUUAGAUGAUUAUUCAUGGAGAGAACAAUUGAAAGAGAAUGAAAACGCUGAAUUUACUGAAAGAGAUGAUUCUGAUAUAUAUUUCCAUCCUAAGAACAAUAACGUUAUCUUUGCAUCAGCUGUUGAUGGUUGGGGUUUCAAUAUUGGACAAUUGGCAAAAUUUUAUGAGCAAAAGCUAGGUGCGAAAAGAGAAAAUCUUCAAAAGGUUCUUUGGGGUGAUUUCUAUUUAGAUCCAAAGACCAAAAAAAUUAUUAACAAUAAAGGUUUGAAAGGAAGGAAUUUGAAGCCAUUGUUUACAUCUUUAAUUCUCGAUAACAUUUGGAAAAUCUACGAAAAUAUUGUCAUUGCAAGGGAUGAUGAAAAGAUCAGCAAAAUUACAGAUACGUUAAACAUAAAAUUAUUACCUCGUGACCUUAGGUCAAAGGAUGACAAACAAUUAUUAAGGAACGUGAUGGGACAAUGGUUACCUGUCAGUACAGCUGUCCUACUGACUGUCAUUGAAAAAUUACCUUCUCCUGUAGAAUCUCAAAAGAAUAGAUUAGAUACUAUCUUGAAGAUAGAUACUGAUACUGAAAAUGUUGAUAAACAUUUGCUAGACUCUAUGAGCACUUGUGAUAGAAAUGGUCCAGCAUGUGCAUAUGUCUCCAAAAUUAUUUCUAUUCCAAGGGAAGAGCUACCUGUGAUUGGAUCUGCAGAAGUCUCGCCAGAUCAAAUUAUGGAAAGAAGUAGAAAGGCUAGAGAAGAAGCCUUAAAAGCCGCUAAGAGAGCUGAAAUGUUGGAAAAUAUGGGUAAAUUGGAUGUCAAGGGUACCGAGGCUGAGGAUGAAGACCUUUAUAAAAGAGCUAAGGAUACUGUCAUUACCCCAGAUAUUGGUGAGAAGAAGCAACCUGUACCAAAACUCAAUGACACGUUUGAAAUUGUAACAGAAGCGGCCCCAGCAAUGAAUAUUGAUCUUGGGUUUGAAUACGAACAGGACGAGGAUGAGGAUGCUAAUCUUGAUGGCGACUUAGAUUUUGUUCCAGCUGAUAUUGAUCCUAAUGAUCCUUUGAGUGCUAUGUUUGAGUACGAAGAAGAAAAUCCAUUAGAUGACACUGGUGUUAUGGAUCCAUUUGAUUAUGAAGAUGAAAACGUUGAGGAUUUAUUUAAUGAAAAAGAUGAAGUAUUAAUCGGAUUUUCAAGAAUUUAUAGCGGUUCACUUGAGGUAGGUCAAGAAAUUUGUGUACUUGGUCCUAAGUAUGACCCAAAGAAUCCAACUGAGCAUAUUCAAACCACGACAAUCACAAGCUUGUAUCUAUUUAUGGGGAAAGAGUUGGUUCCAUUAGACUACUGUCCAGCUGGUAAUAUUGUCGGUAUUGGUGGUCUUGCAGGUAAGGUUCUGAAGAAUGGUACAUUGAUAGAAAAUGGGAUUAAUGGUGUUAAUCUUGCUGGUGUGAAUAUCAACAGUACUCCUAUUGUUCGUGUGGCAGUUGAACCUGCCAACCCAACGGAGAUGGGCAAAUUAGUAAGAGGUCUGAAAUUACUUGACCAAGCAGAUCCAUGCGUGGAGGUAUAUAUUUCAGACACUGGUGAGCACAUUUUAUGUACUGCAGGUGAACUACAUCUGGAAAGAUGUCUAAAUGACUUACAGGACAGAUUUGCUGGUGUUGAAGUCACACAUUCUGAGCCUGCUAUUCCAUACAGAGAAACUUUCAUAUCAGAGAGUGAUAUGGGACCUCCAAAGAAUAAAGUAUUUGGAAGAGGUGUUGUAGAAUCUUUGAUAGGUAAGUAUAAAAUUAGAUUAAGAACCAUACCAUUAGAGAAUGACAUCACAGUAUUCUUAGAUAGACAUGAAUCGUCGAUCAGACAUAUAUUUGGAAAUAAUGAUGAUGAUUCUGUUCCGAAGACUAUUGAAAGCACAAUACUAGAUAGAUCAACUUUUGUGAGUAAAUUGGAAGAGUUAAUUUCCAAACAGGAAAAUUUAGCAAACAUAUUCGGUGAUAAUUUGUCCAAAGUGGCUGCACUAGGUCCUAAAAGAGUUGGUUGUAACAUCUUAGUAUCUGAAAACAAUUUGCUAGGAAGUCUGCUGAACAAAAGUAGUGGUAAAUUUGAAUUCUCAGAUCCCAUUAUUAAUGGUUUCCAAAUAUCGGUUAAUGAGGGUCCUUUAGCUAAGGAACCAGUUCAAGGUAUGGUUGUUGUAAUGGAAGAUAUCCACGAAAUGACGGUAGAUGAAAUUUCUGCUAUAGCAGAUGAGCAUUAUCAAAUUGAAAUACCAAAUCUUUCUGGUAGAUUUAUCAACCAUACGAAAGAUCAAAUUCAUGAAUCUUUCCUCGACUGGUCGCCAAGAAUUAUGUGGGCUAUUUAUACAUGUGAUAUUCAAACAUCCGUGGAAGUCCUUGGUAAAGUAUAUGCUGUGGUACAACAAAGACAUGGUAAGAUUGUUUCUGAAGAAAUGAAAGAGGGUACUCCAUUUUUCCAAAUUGAAGCAGAGAUUCCUGUGGUUGAAGCCUUCGGUUUGAGUGAAGACAUAAGAAAGAAAACCUCGGGUGCUGCUCAACCACAGCUUGUGUUCUCAGGUUUUGAAUGUAUUGAUAUCGAUCCAUUCUGGGUUCCAACUACUGAAGAGGAGUUGGAAGAGCUUGGUGAUACUGCUGAUAAAGAAAAUAUUGCUCGUAGACAUAUGAACAAUAUUAGAAGACGUAAAGGUUUAUUUGUCGAUGAGAAGGUUAUACAAAAUGCUGAAAAGCAACGUACUUUAAAGAGAAAUUAG
Molecule: messenger RNA, 3333 nt
Organism: Maudiozyma barnettii
Lineage: Eukaryota; Fungi; Ascomycota; Saccharomycetes; Saccharomycetales; Saccharomycetaceae
Gene: RIA1
Product: GTPase RIA1
Exons: 1
Coding region: 1-3333 (1110 amino acids)
Biological process (GO): cytosolic ribosome assembly
Cellular component (GO): cytosol; ribonucleoprotein complex
Molecular function (GO): GTPase activity; GTP binding; ribosome binding
Source: RefSeq, a predicted model, not a curated record